Molecule: messenger RNA, 1765 nt
Organism: Phoenix dactylifera (date palm)
Lineage: Eukaryota; Viridiplantae; Streptophyta; Magnoliopsida; Arecales; Arecaceae
Product: glycolate oxidase 1-like
Cellular component (GO): peroxisome
Molecular function (GO): FMN binding; (S)-2-hydroxy-acid oxidase activity
Source: RefSeq, a predicted model, not a curated record
GCGUCGGUAGUUUCAAAUCUGACUUGGCUCUUUGACGUCAGUCCUCGUUUUUGCCAAGACGGCGUCACCAGCAAACUAAUAGCACAAUCAGUCCUCCGAUUUGCUUGGGCCGCUCUUUCCACACUACCUCGUUUUCUUCGUCCGUCACUUUCUUCCGGUAGCUGCUUGCCUGCUUCUUUUGAUCCCCUGCCCCUGCCUCUCUCCCUUCUAAUCGUCUUAGAUUUUCUCUUCUCUUUCUGUUUCUUCUCCGCGGGCUCUGGCUAAGUACCAUCCAUCCUGAUCUGCCAAUCCACGUUCUAUUGUUCUAACUGCAAAUUAAAAGUUGCAGAUUAUUUAGGCAUUAGGGGACGUCGACAUGGAGAUCACCAAUGUUUCUGAGUAUGAAGCGAUUGCGAAGCAGAAGCUGCCGAAGAUGGUUUACGACUACUAUGCCUCGGGUGCAGAGGAUCAAUGGAGCCUCAGGGAGAACAGAGCAGCCUUCUCCAGGAUUCUAUUUCGUCCCCAUGUACUUGUUGAUGUGUCCAAGAUUGAUAUGACUACAACUGUCCUGGGUUACAAUAUAUCGAUGCCCAUCAUGAUUGCCCCAACGGCUAUGCUGAAAAUGGCUCACCCUGAAGGAGAGUAUGCAGUAGCAAGGGCAGCAUCAGCAAGUGGCACAAUUAUGACAUUAUCGUCAGUCUCUACUUCCAGUGUUGAAGAGGUUGCCUCAACAGGACCAGGAAUUCGCUUCUUCCAGCUUUAUGUCUUCAAGGAUAGAAAUAUAGUUGCACAGCUUGUUAAAAUAGCUGAAAGGGCUGGCUUCAUGGCAAUUGUUGUCACAGUGGAUACACCAAGACUUGGACGUAGGGAAGCAGACAUUAAGAACAGAUUCACUUUAUCUCCAUAUUUGACUCUCAAGAACUUUGUGGGUUUGGACCUUGGGAAAAUAGAUAAGACAAAUGACUCUGGGAUAGCAUCAUAUAUUGCUGAUCAAAUCGACCGGUGUCUAACCUGGAAGGAUAUAAAGUGGUUGCAGACAAUUACUUCUUUGCCAAUUUUUCUGAAAGGAGUUAUGACUGCAGAGGACACAUGGCUAGCCAUCCAAGCUGGGGUGGCUGGUAUUAUUGUGUCCAAUCAUGGAGCUCGCCAGCUGGACUAUGUUCCUGCAACUAUCAAUUGUCUGGAAGAGGUUGUCAAAGCUGCACAAGGCCGAGUUCCUGUGUUUCUUGAUGGUGGGGUCCGUCGUGGCACAGAUGUUUUCAAGGCUUUAGCUUUGGGAGCCUCUGGUGUAUUUAUUGGAAGGCCAGUAGUAUUCUCAUUGGCUGCAGAAGGUGAGGCUGGUGUGAAAAGGGUGCUUCAAAUGCUUCGAGAUGAAUUUGAAAUUACUAUGGCACUAAGUGGUUGCACCUCUCUUAAAGAAAUCACUCGCAAUCAUGUACUGACUGAGGUGGACUUGUAUCAUGCUCCCUCCAGGUUAUAAAUUACUCAGGUAAUUGUUGUUCUCCUGCUGUAAGGUUGGGGCUGCAUAUGCUCUGUGACCUUGGAGUGUUUACAUGGCUAGUUUCUGUCCAGAAGCAUAGCAAUAAAAAUUUUAGAAAUGUUGGGAAAUUUUAAGCUCCAAUGGUUAUAGGUGAUGAUGUUUUCAUAAACAGCUAUCCUGAUGGCCUUGGUCAUUAUUCUCUUGCUUUCUCUGAUAGUCUACUACCUGGACUCAAAACUUGUGUUAAUGAAUACCUGGAAAAAUCUGAUAUGAUUAUGCAAAUUUAGCUAUAGCUUGGUGCUUGUA